AUGCGGUACACAGAGAAAUGCCUCUGGGCCCUGUCCCUAUCCCUAACUCUCUGUUCCCCAUCGCAAGCAUUCACCCUCGAUAAUAUCAACACAACAGCCAACGCAAACCACAUCUUCAACUCAAUCCAGUCAACCCUCCGCCACUAUGAAUCAUCCAUCUACCCAAAUGGCAUGUCCUUCUUCAUAGCCACCGUCGAAAAGGGAACACGCUUCUACCACGGCACCGGGACACCAGAUCCUAUCGUCGGCGUCGAAUGGCUAGCCUUUAAACCGCAGCAUUCGCUUGGUUUCGCGCAUCGUGCACACGGUCAGAAGGGAUUCAUGCACAAGAAUGAUGAGCAUGACCAUCAUCGAAACCAAGAUAGAGAUCUAGAUCAAGGUCAAGGUCAAGAUCAAGAUCAAGCUCCUCUGGGAAAUCCCCCUGUCCAUCCCCACGGAAACACAAACACAAACGCAAACACAGACCCCGUCAACGCGGGCUACCUCCACACCUACGCCGCCGCAAAAGACCUCCGUCUCCUCUACAUAGACGGCAUGUCCGCUGGCCCAGGCGGCGCCCUCGAGUCCCAGGACCGCAUCCUCUUCAACGACACCAUUUCCCAUCCGGAGCCCGGCCCGCGUCCGCCUGUCGGUGGUCCGCCGGAGGAGAAGGAGCGCGCGUUCCAGACUUGUCGGAUGGUGAAGGAGGUUUGGGGGGAGAGGGUUGAUGGUAUUGCUCGUACCGAGGGCGAUUUUGAGAUUAUUCUUUGUUCGUUUGAGCGCGAUCUUGAGGUUGUGGCUAUUACGCAGACGAAGCCUCAGGUUGGUGGUGGUGGACCUGGUGGUGGUCCUGGCGGCCCUGGCGGCCCCGGUGGUCCAGGUGGUCCUGGUGGUGGGAGGGGGAGGAAGGGUGGGAGGAAGGGUCCCGGUGGUCCUCAUGGCCCUGGUGGCCCCGGUGGUCCUCGUGGGCGGCCACAGGGUGGUGAUUGUUGCUCGAUCGAUGCGCGGUAUGAUCGGUUACUUGGGCAGAAAGUCCGUUUGGAUUUCGAUCACUUUGUCACGGCGUAUGGGUACGACCUUGAUCUUUUCCCUGGGGAUUCGAAAAUUCCGUUGCUGGAUCAUAUUCCCAGUGAGGAGUUUGAGCCUGUUCGAUCGGACAUCAAUGAGAUGGUUAACACUCUUCGGCCGGUUGACUCUCCCUUUGAUUGGCAGGCUGUUGCUGAUAUGAUUGUUUUCCGGUACUCGGAUGAACUGCGGACUCUGGCAGCUGGCAAUUUCUCGUCGGUUGAUGUCCUUCGGACGAGGAUUGAGGGUGUUUUGGAGCCUUUUAUUGAUUAUAGGGACUUUGGGGCCAGGGAGGAUAUUGUUGGGUUGUGUCAGAAUGAGUUUAUUCCUGCUUCUGCUCCUGCUGAGUCUCUUGCUGGCCAGGUUGUGUCUUCCAUCUCUCGGGAGGUCUGUGAUACUUUGGCAUCAGGGCUGUUGGAUGGGAAGGAUUUGGAUGAGACUGUGGAGAGUUUCAAGCAGCUUGUUUCGUUCUUGGGCUGGACUACGUGGAAGUAA
Messenger RNA from Penicillium roqueforti, 1539 nucleotides. RefSeq lists its product as uncharacterized. NCBI's taxonomy places the organism in Eukaryota, Fungi, Ascomycota, Eurotiomycetes, Eurotiales, Aspergillaceae. The coding region runs from base 1 to 1539 and encodes 512 amino acids. The record is from RefSeq and is a predicted model, not a curated record. The transcript has a single exon.